Molecule: messenger RNA, 3259 nt
Organism: Arachis stenosperma
Lineage: Eukaryota; Viridiplantae; Streptophyta; Magnoliopsida; Fabales; Fabaceae
Exons: 6
Coding region: 320-2881 (853 amino acids)
Biological process (GO): negative regulation of translation; mRNA catabolic process
Cellular component (GO): CCR4-NOT complex
Molecular function (GO): protein binding
Source: RefSeq, a predicted model, not a curated record
UUCUCUUUCUUGAGUCUUUUUCUUUCUAUCUGAAUCUGCCCCGAUUCGGCGAAUAGGUUUUCAUUUCAUCUUACUCUCUCCUCCUCUUCUGUGUCUCCACAUCCAAUCCAAGCAACUAAGAAAGCAGCACCACCGAGGGUUUUUUACUUCUCUCUUCUCUCUCUUCUCUCUCUCAGCCUUCGCAUCUCACAUCGGUUUUUUCUGAAUGUGACUCAGAUUCAUUCACUUCUCCUCACUCAAUUUUAGGGCUUUUCUUAUCUCCUCCCCCAAAACCCUCACUGUCACCAUUCGAUUCGCUCUCCGAUUCCUCGAUCUCACCAUGGAGGCUCGAGAUUCGUCCACUUCGCCGUCCUCCACCGCCGCCAACCGUGACGCCUCCUCCGUCACAGAUGCCGACGAUGCCGUCUUCACUGUCACCGUCGCCCUCUCCAAGGAUGCUGCCUUGCAUUUUCAGUCUGGCAAGUUCGCUGACUGCGUCGACGUCUUGAACCAGCUCUUGCAGAAGAAGCAAGACGAUCCCAAGGUACUUCAUAAUAUUGCAAUCACGGAAUUCUUCCGUGAUGGAUGUUCAGACCCCAAAAAGUUGCUUGAAGUACUUAAUGGCAUCAAGAGAAAAAGUGACGAGCUUGCCCUGGCUUCUGGAGAACAAGGGGAAUCAGUUAACAAUGUUGGAAAUAAAGUUGUUUUGGGAUCCAGAUCACAUCAGUUUUCAGGUGCAAAUAGCACCAAUACAAUGUAUGCAGAUGAAUUCGACUCUUCUGUGGCAAUGCUAAAUAUUGCCAUGAUCUGGUUCCAUCUCCAUGACUAUGCAAAGACAUUAUCAGUUUUGGAACCCCUCUUUCAAAAUAUUGAACCCAUAGAUGAGACAACAGCUCUACAUAUUUGCCUUCUGCUGCUUGAUGCUAGCCUUGCUUGCCAUGAUGCAUCAAAAUCAGCUGACGUGUUGACUUAUCUGGAAAAGGCAUUUGGUGUUAGCACCAUGAGUCAAGGUGACAAUGGGAACUCUGCACAGCAGCAAUCUGCAAAUACAAUGACAAAGUCUACACCUGUUGCCAUUAAUGCACCUGCUGCUGAUGCAUCCAGUUCAGAUUUGGGGUCAGGUGCUAAUGUCUCUGAAAAUCAUCUAUCCAGAGCUCUAUCUGAAGAUACACUUGAUUACGAAGCCAUGAUGUUGGAUAUGGGUGGACCAAAUUUAUCAAGGCCGAUGGGUCCAACUUCAAAUGAUCUUUCAAGGGCUUUGGCUGAUAGGUUUUCUACUAUUGAUUUAAAGCUCAAGUUGCAACUUUACAAGGUUCGGUUUCUGCUGCUGACUAGGAACUUGAAGCUAGCAAAACGUGAAGUCAAGCUAGCAAUGAACAUUGCACGUGGAAGAGAUUCAUCCAUGGCUCUUCUUUUGAAAUCUCAACUUGAAUAUGCUCGUGGUAACCACCGCAAAGCAAUAAAGCUAUUGAUGGCAUCAAGUAAUCGGACAGACCCAGCAUUUUCUAGCAUUUUCAACAACAAUAUUGGGUGCAUAUAUCAUCAGCUUGGCAAAUAUCAGACGUCCUCAUUAUUCUUUUCAAAGGCAUUAAAUAAUUGUUCAUCCCUGCGGAAGGACCAACCCUCAAAGCUAGCCACUUUUUCCCAGGAUAAUUCUCUUCUUAUCAUUUACAAUUGCGGUGUGCAGUACUUGGUCAGCGGGAAGCCACUACUUGCUGCUCGCUGUUUCCAAAAGGCAAGUUUGGUGUUUUACAAACAGCCUCUCUUGUGGCUCCGGAUCUCAGAAUGCUGUCUGAUGGCUUUAGAAAAAGGCCUAAUUGGAUCAAGUCGGGUUUCUUCAGAGAAGUUGGAAGUUGGAGUUUGUGUUGUAGGGACGGGAAAAUGGAGGCAACUUAUUUUGGGAGACCACUUUCCAGUUGGUGGAGAUAUGGGUUCAUCUGAAAGGGACGAUUGUCCUAGUGAUGAUGGACGGCUGAAGUUAUCAAUGACUCUUGCUCGGCAGUGCCUCUUGAAUGCUCUGUACUUGCUGGACUCCAGUAUUACAAAUUUCGUGAAGUCUGAUUUGCCAUCGAAUUCUUCUGUGGAGGAAACUGAUACAAGUGAAGUGUUGUCUUCAAAGAAUUCAAAUCUUAAGAAUUUACAUGGCAUCGAUGGAAAGGCGUUUUCAGUAGCAGUAGGUAUAGGUCAGGUUAAUUCAAAUGGGGACACAAAAGAACAAAAGGGAGGAGCUGGUCAGGAACUCGUGCAGAACUCCCUUUCCUAUUAUGAAGAAGUUUGUAGAAGAGAACAUCAACUGGUUAAGCAAGCUGUUCUUGCUAAUCUGGCGUAUGUGGAGCUGGAAUUGGACAACCCAGUGAAGGCACUGGCAGUUGCAAAAUCUCUCCUAGAACUACCAGAAUGUUCCAGAAUUUAUGUCUUUCUUGGGCAUGUUUAUGCAGCUGAGGCUCUCUGUUUGCUGAAUAGACCAAAGGAAGCUGCCGAACACUUGUCAUUUUAUUUGUCUGGGGGAAACAAUGUUGAAUUACCUUUCAGUCAAGAGGACUCUGAGAAAUGGCGAGUGGAGAGGACGGUUGAAAUUGAAGAUUUAAAUGGAGGGUCCACAGCAGCGAAGAAUUUGUCUGCUGAGCAGACACAAAGUAUUGUUUUCCUCAAGCCAGAGGAAGCGCGGGCAUCCAUUUAUGCAAACUUUGCAGCAAUGGCUGCAAUGCAGGGUGAAUUUGAGAAAGCCAGUUUGUUGGUUACGCAGGCAUUAUCCAUACUCCCAAACUCCCCAGAAGCCACACUCACUGCAGUUUAUGUGGAUCUCUUGCUUGGUAAGCCACAGGAAGCCCUAGCCAGAUUAAAACGAUGUAGCCGCAUUAGGUUCCUUCCUAGUGGAAUAAAAUUGAAUAAAUCUUUUUGAGUGUUGUAUGCUUGGGUUUAUCAUUGUGCCUUGCCCAUUUGUCAACGUUAGGUAGCAGGUAGGUUAAUCCUUCCAUAGCAUUUGUAAAAUAUAUAAAGUUCAACUCAGAAUAAUUUUUUUCUUCCCUCUUUUUGAGUUCCUUUUCCUUAAAAUUUUCAAAUUUAGGGUUCAGUUGUAGGGUGGUGGCUGUGUUUUGAUUAGUGCCAGUUUCCCACCUUUAAAACUUGAGGUGUAGAUCUGAUUCGGGUUGUGUUUUUAGAGGCUAAUUUAGUUGAUAUUCAAGAAUAGGGGUCAUGUACUUAUGUUGAGAAAAACUGAAAAGGUGAUAAUUAUUUCGAAAUUCCAUUUUUAAUUCGAGGGGCUGAUCUUUCUAAUUCU